Oryza sativa Japonica Group (Japanese rice) is the source of this 1447-nucleotide messenger RNA. Its product is annotated as transcription factor MYB102. Lineage: Eukaryota; Viridiplantae; Streptophyta; Magnoliopsida; Poales; Poaceae. The record is from RefSeq and is a predicted model, not a curated record.
CCCCCACACCUCUCCCUCGUCGAACCGAUCCAUCCGUCUCCUGCUCCCGCCGCUCUUCACACGGCUAACGCCUGCUUGGCUGCGAGACAAACCGAACCUUUUGCUCUUGCACCGCCUGCUAGCGAACUACGUGUGCUCCCGUGAUCGAUGGGGCGGGCGCCGUGCUGCGAGAAGAGCGGGCUGAAGAAGGGGCCGUGGACGCCCGAGGAGGACGAGAAGCUCAUCGCCUACAUCAAGGAGCACGGCCAGGGCAACUGGCGCACGCUCCCCAAGAAUGCCGGGCUCUCGAGGUGCGGGAAGAGCUGCCGGCUGCGGUGGACGAACUACCUUAGGCCGGACAUCAAGCGUGGUCGCUUCUCCUUCGAGGAGGAGGAGGCCAUCAUCCAGCUCCACAGCAUCCUCGGCAACAAGUGGUCAGCGAUCGCGGCGCGGCUGCCGGGCCGGACGGACAACGAGAUCAAGAACUACUGGAACACGCACAUCCGCAAGCGCCUCCUCCGCAUGGGCAUAGACCCCGUGACCCACGCGCCGCGUCUCGACCUCCUCGAUCUCACCUCCCUCCUCAAGCCCGCCGCCGCCGCCGCGUACUACCCCACGCAGGCCGACCUCGACACGCUCCGCGCGCUCGAGCCGCUCGCCGGCUACCCGGACCUGCUCCGCCUCGCCUCCGCCAUCCUCCCCGCCGCCACGACGACCGGCGCAGCCGCCGCCGCCGCCGCCGAGCAGGCGCAGCUUCUCCUGCCGUGGCUGCUUCAGGCGCAGAUGGCGCAGCAGCAACAGCAGGUGACGCCGCCGCCGCCGCCGCCGCCGCAGGCCGCGGCGACCGAACAGUUCUUGCAGGCCACCAGCACCGCCUGCCACCAAAUGCCAGGCCUGGUUCACGCCAGCCCGACGCAGCAGCUGGCGCAGCAACCGCAGGAUCACAUGGCGGCGGCGACCUGCCACCGCCGCGGCGCCGUGCAGCACCCGAGCUACGACAACCAGCUCGACUACGUGCCGGCGCUGAUGCAGAUGGCGUCCGACGCGUCCAACCUGCAGCAGUGGAGCAGCACGGUCUCGAGUAGCAACAACCACAACGUCAACUCCGGCGUGUCCACGCCGUCGUCGAGCCCAGCAGCCGCCGGACAGAUCAACUCAUCCUCUACGACGACGACGACGACGUAUGGCUUGAACGCGAGCGGUGACGUCGACGACGCUGGGCUGCUCAUCAACAUGCACCUAUCCGAGCUCCUCGACGUGAGCGACUACAUGUAAUAAGAUUCUUCCUUGCGUGGAAACAGAGCCGAAUCGAACACUCCACGCCAUGUACCAAAGGGGCAAAACAUGAUCAUCACAAGAGGCAAUUUUUGUACAGGAUUGUACCAUCAUUUCUAUCCAGUUCUUGGUUAUCAUUAGAAGCUUCUCAUGAUUUUUUUUUCAAAUAAUUACUUUAUUACUAUUCUGAUCA